AUGGGCGCGAAUUUCAAGACCGAGGAGAGCCAGCGCCGUCUGCUGACUGCAGUCAUUGCAGCACACCCUGAGCUCAAACUUAACUUCAAAGCCAUUUGCGAACACUAUGGUCCUGAGGACUGGGGCAAGGAUGGCAUUGAGCACUUCUUCCGUCCCCUGAAGAAAGACGCGGCUGAUGUUCGCAAAAUGGUCAAAAAUGGCGAACCAGCUAAGAGCUACUUUGACAACAAGGCGUGGCAAUUCCGCAGCAUCAAGAAACAAGCUGAGGCUAUGAGACAGGGAAAGGGCGGCGCCGCUCCUACUGCCAGCAGCGCUCCGGUGACCCCAAAGGCGGGUCGCAAGCGUGCCGCCACCUCAGCGCCGUCAACCGGAAAGUCGACCGCCAGCAAGAAGGCCCGUGGGAGCGUCACCAAGGCCGUCCAGCCCACCAACGUUAUUAACCUGGACGAUGAGGACGACGAUAACGAGUUCCCCCCGAUCCCGCUGGACACCCCGAUGAAAGGGCCCCGCUUCACAGAGGACUACGCGGCACGAUUCUACGGCACCGAUACCCAGACUCCGGCCCUGGACACGACGCAGGCCGAUACUCCAAACGAAGAUGAGGACUUCAAGCCUCACACGCCCAGCGACGCUGCCGCUUUUUCGUUCAGCCAAGCUCCGUUCUCCUCUGGUGGUGGCGGUGGCGGUGGCGGCGGCUACAACCUCGACACCUACCCCAUCAACCAGCCCUCCUUCGCUGCCACCUCUGGAUACUCGAAGACCUGGACGAACGACGAAUAUGAUGACGAGGUCUAA
Diaporthe citri is the source of this 795-nucleotide messenger RNA. RefSeq lists its product as uncharacterized. The record is from RefSeq and is a predicted model, not a curated record. NCBI's taxonomy places the organism in Eukaryota, Fungi, Ascomycota, Sordariomycetes, Diaporthales, Diaporthaceae. The transcript has 3 exons. The coding region runs from base 1 to 795 and encodes 264 amino acids.